GCGCGGUCCCGCCCUUCUCCUCGUGAGCGCGCGUGUCACCUGUUGCACUCCGGCGUCGGAGUUUGGAUUCCGCUUCACGCGGGGAAAGAGCAGUUCCAUUGAGCCGAUACUGCAGGUUAAGGACAGUUGUGGGCAAAAACGCCCAGCGAGUUUUCCAGAGCCUCAGCCAGCCAACCACUUCUCUGAAGAACCCUUUGGUCGCAGCGAGGAGGAGAGUGCCUUGAGCUCAGGGGGACAAAGGUCAACAGUCCAAGCCUGUACGCCCAGCCCCCCUCCUCCACCCUCACCACCACCACCAACCCAAGCCAAGGGGACAAACCAGACGCCCAAACUGUUCAACCCAAGCAAGCUCAGUUUCUCUUCCUCCCAGUCAGGAGGCAACAACAUGAACCUGUCAGACCUGCCUACCUUCACUCCAAGCGCCUUCCCUCCCAGUGCCUUUAAUUACGAGCGACCGAGGCAUUUCAUUCAAUCACAGCCUGCCUUCCAAGCACCCAGCUAUGAAAGUGUUCUGAGGGAGGCUCAGGAGAACCAAAAUAACUCCCAACACAACCUCAGCAGUCCGCUAAAUAAUCCAAAUGUUAUGGAGACACAAAGUCAGUCUUUUUCUCAAACCAAGUCUUUGUCACAGACUCAGUCGCAGUUUCAGUCACUAAGCCUUGGUCAGAACCAAGCCCACGCUGUCACCCAGAUCCAGACCCAGACCCAGGCCAAUGGUACGGGCAAGUCAUCUCCCUCCUCAUCCAGUCUCAGCUCUCCCAUUUCCACCCCAGCCUCCUCUGCCGCACCUCCUGUGUCCUCCACUGGCCCCAUGCUCAGUCCCCCUGACUCCACCACUUUCUCUCCUUUCCCGGCCUCCUCAUCCUCUCUCCCCCGCACCACCAUGCGCUCCACCAUCACCCUCACCCCCAGUGUCCCCAGUGCCACCGGGCUCGGCAGCGCCACCCUGCCAGCAAACCAGGACACCAUGUCGGCGCCCGCUGCUUUCCUCUGCUCUGUGCUGCCUUCCCAGUCCGCCUUCUCCCCUUUUUCCUCCUCCAAGCUGUCUCCCAACUCCAACCUUCCUCUCACCUCCACCUCCCCCUCUCGCUCCCCACUUGCUCCCUCCAGCCCUCUCCUUCCCAUGAGGGCCUCCUCAUCUCCUUCCUCCCUGCCUCAGCAGCCUCUCCCGGUGUCCCCUUCUCUCCCUUGCUCUCCUCUCUCUCCAUCCUCCUCCUCCUCUGUCCCACAAUCCACCACUCCCAGCCAGAACCGAGUUCCGCCUGCUGUGGUCUCCAUGCCCUCCAGCUACAAGGGAACACCAAACAUCCUUCCUAAGCCCAUCCUCAAGAAGUCUGUAGCUCCUCGGCCUUCUUCCUCUCGCUCCACAGAUGAAGACAUCCAGGGCUCUAAAGACGCCCUCAUUCAGGACCUGGAAAAGAAGCUUCGUUCAAAGGAGGCCAGGAGGAGAAACAGCCAGAAACUCUCCUAUGAGGAGCGUAUGGCUCGUAGGCUGCUGGGUCCAGACAACGCCACCUACAUGUUUGACCAAGACAAUCUUUCAGAUACACAACUCGACCAGCCAGAUUCACCCGAGGGAAGACACACAGGUGGACUCUGGGGGAGGCACCACUCAGGGACAGAUGAGAAGGCAAACGAGGGCUCAGCUAUCCAGGAGAAAUGUUACGCUCCUCGCUUCCUGCAGAUCCCUCCAGACCUCACCGUAGAGGAGGGACGCUUCUGUAGGAUUGACUUCAAGGUCGGAGGCCUCCCCACGCCGGACGUUUCCUGGUAUCUGGAUGGUAAAGCCAUUCGUCCAGACGACUACCAUAAGAUGCUGGUGUGUGAAAAAGGGAUGCACUCUUUCAUCAUAGAGAUCGUCACAGUGCACCAUGCCGGAGUGUAUGAAUGUGUGGCCAGGAACCGGGCAGGGGAGAGCAGGUUUACCAUGAGGCUCGAUGUAAUAGUCCAGGAGGUUCUUCGUCCUCCCACUUUUGUCCAGAAGAUGUUAAACUCCAGAGCUCUAGAGGGCGAUACUGUUAGGUUAGAGUGUAAAGUGGACGCUUCCCCUCCUCCUCAGCUCUUCUGGAAAAAAGAUAAAGACAUGCUGCGCAUUGACCCAAACAGAAUGAGUCUGUAUCAGGACGGCUCGGGGCGGCAGUGCUUGUUGAUCGAGAGGGUGAUGAAGUCUGAUGCUGGCUGGUACACUCUCUCUGCCAUCAAUGUGGCUGGCAUGUCCACAUGCAACGCCAGGCUGGAUGUAGGCACUCGCACAGCCCCGCCCACGAAGACGGCGCCCCCUGCCUCGAAGACGCUGAAACUGCUGUCGUCUCUGAGCCAUGUGCCUGCUCUGACUGUGGAGAGCCCCGCCCAGCACACCGCCCCACUGUACGAGAGCGAAGAGCUGUAGACCCACACGAGACCCCGUCAGAUCCCCCCAGAUCCCUAUCACACAUCUCAGAACUGUCAAACUGGACCAGAGCCUGCGUUCACUGCCACGUCAGGGCACAUGUAGUACUAAUCAUGCUUUGGUUCAGCUAUAUGGAGUACCAGCACUACAGCAGCCGAGGACUUGUAACUCCGAGGCCGAGCUGGGUCAGGUUCAUUAUUUUGGUUGUGUUGCUGUACGGUAAACUCUACGGUUUUAUUUAAAAUAACUUGAACAAAAUUAGUUGCAUAUUGUCAAGAUUAAGGUGCGAGAAACCUUUAAGAGGAGCUGUGAUGUGGUUUUGCAGAAUGUUUCUCUAUUGGAAAACGACUCUAACCAUAAGCAGGGGGAAAUGUUUUCGUAGUCAAGUGCCUUUUGAGUUACAGUAAAAUAAUCACACCUGCCGCUGUUUGUCACAACUGUGCCUGUCCUUUCUCCUUCUGUGUGUUGUUGAAGGCUGCAGAGCUCAUGUUUGGUACAUGCCUGUAAGCCUCCCUACUCUGGCUGUCUGGUGUGUCUAGGUCAUGGCUGUAUUAAUAGACCUGGAUAUGGUGUGGCAGAGUUGGCUGUGCUGCCAGUUUUAUCCCAGAGCUGACUUCGGUAUUUGUGGUCAGUAACUGUUUUCCCCUACAGAAAACUGACUUGUAUUCAACCAAUACCCACAAUCCAACACUACUUAUGUCUGUCACUGCACUUUAAUCCUGACAGCUGCCUUCCUCUCCUUCAUCUUGGAGGUGAACAAAAAGUGAUUUCUUGUUCGAACCUCCCAAUUUGUCCCCGAAUUACAGCUGAUGUUAACUCUGAUGAUGUGUGUCUGUACAGUUAAAUAAACUGGACUAUAAAAUCA
Scatophagus argus is the source of this 3254-nucleotide messenger RNA. It is a transcript of the gene myot, whose product is annotated as myotilin. NCBI's taxonomy places the organism in Eukaryota, Metazoa, Chordata, Actinopteri, Scatophagidae. Gene Ontology annotation, molecular function: cell-cell adhesion mediator activity. The transcript has 11 exons. Bases 386 to 2389 code for a protein of 667 amino acids. The record is from RefSeq and is a predicted model, not a curated record. Gene Ontology annotation, cellular component: axon; plasma membrane. Gene Ontology annotation, biological process: dendrite self-avoidance; axon guidance; homophilic cell-cell adhesion.